AUGCCAGUCUCCACCCCUAGGGCCGUUUCUUCACUGAACACUUCCUUCCUUCUUUUUUUUUCUUUGUCUUCUUCUUCUUCUUCUUCUUCUUCUUCUUCUUCUUCUUCUUCUUCCACUCAUUCAAUUCACGCGUUUUGGCUCGCUGCCUUCACAACAAUUUCAUCCUUGCUGUCAUCCAAUUCACUGGUCAAUUUACCUCCUACUCUUCUCCUAACUCCUCCUCCUCCUCCUGCUCCUGAUUCACUUUGGUCUUCGUAUUGUUCUUUCUUUCUUUCUUUCUUUCUUUCUUUCUUUCUUUCUUUCUUUCUUUCUCAUCUGAAGUCCGUCAGUGACGACGACGACAACAACAACAUCUACUCCAUCAAAGGAGAAGAAGGAGAAUUGAAGAAAUCCCUGAUUGGUGACAUUAGGUUGACAUUGAUGGCUGCGAAGACCAUACUGAGACUCGCAUUGCCGUCCACAGCUCGGGCACUGAAUGCCGAUAUUUCAUGGUGGUGGCCCACGCACUAG
Molecule: messenger RNA, 510 nt
Organism: Acanthosepion pharaonis
Lineage: Eukaryota; Metazoa; Mollusca; Cephalopoda; Sepiida; Sepiidae
Source: the annotation of a GenBank genome assembly